Sphaeramia orbicularis (orbiculate cardinalfish) is the source of this 4840-nucleotide messenger RNA. RefSeq names its product androglobin (gene adgb). Gene Ontology annotation, biological process: proteolysis. The transcript has 36 exons. The coding region runs from base 1 to 4632 and encodes 1543 amino acids. Gene Ontology annotation, molecular function: calcium-dependent cysteine-type endopeptidase activity; heme binding; oxygen binding. The record is from RefSeq and is a predicted model, not a curated record. NCBI's taxonomy places the organism in Eukaryota, Metazoa, Chordata, Actinopteri, Kurtiformes, Apogonidae.
AUGAUUGGUAGCAGCGCACCUGGUUGGGCCUAUGUCCUGCCUCCUCGCCGCAACAACUGCAGAUCUGAUGCUGCAGCGGAAGACCCAGCCCACAUCCAGGCUCUGUUGCCUGGCAACGCCAAAACUUUGAACAACCGAGAAAGCUCCAAACAAACGCACCUCUUCCAGGCUUCUUCACUUGUUCCUGUCUUGGUAACAUCAAAUGCAAUGUCCAAGGCACAGGCAAAGAAAAUGGAGUCCUCUUCUAGCAAAGUCUCCUUAUCCAAACGGCACCCAGAAGGAACAUCCCAUGUCGCUUCCCUUGAGAGCUUGGGUGCCACAUGGAGGUCCAGGUUCCCCAUCUGGCCUGAGUGGAACGAUGCUGAAGUCAGCAAAGAGAAAUGGGACUCAAGUAAAGGAGCUGAAGAUGGAAAGUCAACAAAUGCUGUAAAUAUGGAACAGAAACUACUACAAUUCUUUGAAAAUCCAGAGGGAAAAAUCUCCCUCCCUCCAUCUUUAAAAGUGCACUCUUGGAAGCGCCCUAUGGAGUUUAUCGUCACCAAGGCUCCCUCUGUUGUUGAAAAUCAAACAACCUUUGACCUAAUUUCCUCUAAUGAUCAUCUGAUGUGCAGCGAGCUGAUGAGGUGGAUAAUCAGUGAGAUCUAUAUUGUUUGGACACUUUGUGGAAAUGCUCCUGAAGAAGAAGGUGGUUGGAGGCCUUGGGAGCACAUCUACUCACUUUGCAAGGUUGUAAAAGGUCAUGUGCCACUAUACAACAGCUACGGGAAAUAUGUGGUCAAACUCUACUGGAUGGGUUGUUGGAGGAAAAUAACGAUAGAUGAUUCAAUGCCAUUUGAUGAAGAGAAUAACCUGCUCCUACCUGCCUCCACAUGCCAGUCAGAGCUGUGGCCAAUGCUCUUAGCCAAAGCACUGAUUCAACUGGCCAAUGCCAACGUAUUAUUAGAGGUCUGCGGAGAGGUAGGCGAGUUCACCUUCAUCCACGCUCUCACCGGCUGGCUUCCAGAAAUCAGUCCUAUAAAGACCACAAACCUGGAAAAAAUGUGGGAUUUCUUACAAGCUACCAUUCUCAAAUUAACCCACCCGGAUGAAAGUGAGCCGGAGUCAAAGCCUCAAAGUGCAGACUCGAGCCUAAAUGAAAGCAACAACCAGCUCCUAGAGCCGGAGAAAAGCAAAGACCCCCCCGAGAUUGUGGUGUGUGCCGGCUACUACCCUUUUCAGCUGCAUAAAAAGUCCUCGGAGUUUGGCCAAAUGGCUAAUUCUUCGGAGUUCCUACGUCAGUACAGUCUGUCCUUGAUGUACAGUCACAUCGUCUUGCUGACUCGGACCCGGGCAUGCCCACUAGAACCACCACCCAAACCUCCACCUGUGCCCAAGUGGAAACUCAUCCGCCCUCGCAAGAAGAUCGUGGUCACUGAUGAACCUCGGAAGAACUCUUUGUCGAGACCGGAACAGUUCAUCGAGGUUUCCAGCCCUUUUCUCUCCCACCGUGUCAAGAGCGGCAGUGACCCAGCCUCAGAACUAGAGGCCACGCAGAAUGCUCAGAGGAAGCGUUCCUAUGGAUCCCCCCUGGUGUCUAUUGCUGAGAGAGAGGAGACUGAAUUGCGAGAGGGCCUCGAGCCUGAUGCAGCUGAAUGCACCAGUAAUUCACCAAACAGCGCUGACAAAACAGAGGUUACGGCAGAGGACGGGAAGAAGGACAGUGAUGACAUCUCCAAUGAUGAGCCUUUAAAUAUGACUGAGGAUCUCUCAGCUGAUGUCAAAUCCAUCCUGAAGGAGACCUGGGUGCAUCUGGAUGACUUUGCAAAGUGCUUUCAGACUCUUUUUGUGUUUCAUAAACCACAGCUCUACCCACACCAGUUCAAGAAAUUUCACUUCAAGAGUUCUGUCUUGCCUAAAACUGCAACAUCUGUGAACACCACUGGAUCAUCUUCGACCUCACCAGUCCCUGUGUCAUCUGUUGUAGCAAACCCUGAAUGUCCAGAGGUGAGAAGCACUCACUACCUGUGUGUGGACACUCUGCAGCCUUCCCAGAUCUUCAUCAGCCUCUCCGGUCUGCUUCUCUGGGGAGAGACGGCGGACGAGAGGAGGGAAAUGUGUACAGCUUGUAGGCCUGCGGUUCUCAUCGUUCAGCCGUACUCUUGGAAGACCCUGCAGUCUCAGCUGCCUGUUCUCACCAUAAAGACUACUUCCUUCAGAGCAGCCAAGCUUAACUUACCCCCAGGACGCAACACACUGUGCAUUCACACAAAGGCAGCUCUGGGCUACAGUGUCCACAUUUUCAGCAAAGCACCUUUCAUCUUUGGGGAUGAAGAAACCAUCAUGUCACAUCUGACCAAGGAAAGUGUUCGUUUUACUGAGCAGGCUUCAUCCAUCUUUACGGCCCUGUCCAGCGUGGUGACUUCCUUUAGUAAUGUUCAGGACCAUCAAGCAGCCAGAAGAACCCUGGAGGAGGCUCACUGCCCCCAAAACAUCAGCACCACGCUGAGAAAAUCGGAACACAACAAGGUGUUUAACUCUGCUGUCUACCACAUGUUUUCUGAGGCCCUUGGCAGGAAGUUAAGUCCACAGGAACAGUUUGCUGUACAAGCCCUCACUGUGGAUCUGUCACUCUUGUCCGCUGACCACAAAGAACAAAAAUCGGAAGCAAAGCUACCGGAAAACUGGAAAAACAGGCAACCAACGGACAAGGAAGUCCAGGCAGUCACAACUCUGCAGGCUGGAUUCAAAGGGCACUUGGUACGAGAGAUCCUCAAUGCCUCAAAACCCGGCACGAAGGAGAACGUGAACGCGUCGAAGAUCCUUUUGGAAAUGUGGCCGACGGUGGAAGCGGAUGCAGAAAAAUACGCCGCCUUCUUGCUACGUUUUAUCAUUGACCACUCCACAAAGAACGCCGAACUCUACUCCUGUCAGCAGGAUGAAUGGAGCAGAAUCACUUUUACCGAUUAUUCCGUCCCCCUUCAAGACUCGGCCAACUCCUGGAUUUUGGUCUUCAGAGAGGUGUUCCUGAUUCCUGAAGAAAUGCUGCUGAUAUCAAAGGUCUACUCCCCGGUUCCUAACUGUCUGCUGCACGUCAUUGAUAACGACACAGAAAAGGAGCUGAAUGUAGUUUUUAACAAUGUUGCACCCCAUACUUAUACACCCAAUAAGCGUGGAUACACCUUUGUAGCUGAGGCUGUCGUUCAUGAAUCGCCUCCGUCAGGUGCCAUAUGGAGGAUGCGUUUGAUUGGCUCCAGGGAACCCCUUCCAAAACUGGCCCAUGAGACUUCACUUAACAAGUUCUCAGUGAAGGAGUUUCGAGAUUAUUACAUUCCCAAUGACAAAAACCUCAUAUGUCGUUACUCUGUGCAGGUCACAGCUGAUGUUCUAGGUACUGUUCAGUUCCAGACCUCCAAGUCAGAUGUACUGAUACGUCUGUCCAUUCUGGACCAUGAGAAGGAGGUGGCUGGGAACACUGGAAAGGGCCAUGCAGUGAUCCCCGUGUUCUUCUUCUUGACCAAUAAAGCCGGCGUUCGCACGGAUGAGAAGGAACAGAUCCAGAAGGAAUGCACGACUCGGGACAACGGAGUCGAUAUAUCAGACGGUUCCAAACGGGGAGAUGAUGGGAGCGACGUGGCUGGGAAAUCAGGCUCUUCAUCUGACCAGUACCAGCCUCCCACAGAGACCAUGAGCCAUAAAUAUGUGGUGCAGGCAGAGGUGCUUUAUAAGAGCUGGGAUUUGGAUGAAUCUCAGCUGGCGUUUGUCCAUUUGCUCAGAGAGUUGGAGAAGAAUGAAAUUAAAGCAUUUCCACUAGGGGACCCACAGAGCAAAGAUGGGUCCAAAACAGGAACACCCAAAACCAAGGAGAAGGGGAAGUCAGCCGCCAGCUCCAAAUCUGGCUCCAGGAAUGAAACGAGCAUUGACCUGACCAGGCCAAACUGGACGCUGCGUGUGGUCAGUGAUAUGAGCAAAGCCGAAAGUAUCAAGGUGAAGAAGGACACGGAGAGAAAAGAAGAGAUUAAGGCUGUUAAGAAAGCUUGGGAAAUGGCUGAACCUGGAAGAUCGGGCAAGGCUUUGCAGUCUCGUCUUAAGUUUCUGAACCAAUUCGAGCACCAAGCAAAUGAUGAAACCAACGCAGGUGAUGCGGAAACUAAAGAGAACGCUGAUCCCAGACCUGGUCCUGACUCAUCUGACCGUCCAUCCAAUCAAAAGCCCCAAAGCACCCCCUGCACAUUUGACCCCAUGGAUUACACUCCCUUCAUCAGACGUGAAAAGGAUUUUCCGGCGCUGAUGAACACACAGAUCGAGGAGAACCAGCAGAGGGAGCGCUUCGAAAAGAUCCAGACCUACCGCUUGGUCCGUGAAAAUGUGCUCGAGCACCGAAAACAGCAGGAUCUCAGCAGGAAGACGCUAAUGAGACACCAGCUGGAAAUGCGUGAGAACAUGCAGGCAGCCUUGUGGCAGCGUCGUAAGAAAGUCCUUGAUGCUUGUGAAGCGUUUAGUAGCCAUCAAAUUGCGGCGGCGAAAAAGGAACAAGAAGAGAAGCAAGAUUUGGAGGAUGCCCAGCAGGCAGAGCUAGAAAAAACAGCCCCCUCGUCUACUGCCGCCCAACAGCCCACAAACAAACGUGCCAAGAGCGCUGGCAAGAAGAAAUGACAGCCACUGGCACUGAGCUGCAGUGUUCCAGUCUUCCAGUCUCAGCUCUCCUUCACAGUCACCUUUAAACAAGUCUGUCUGGACAGUGAGAAGUCUCUGAAACACAACACAGCAACACAACACUGUAGGAAAUAACACAAGCCCAGCAGACGGGCGCUAUUGUCUCAUGUGUCUUUUGACAACCAGUACCACAUAUAAACCUCUUUAG